Meyerozyma guilliermondii ATCC 6260 is the source of this 546-nucleotide messenger RNA. RefSeq names its product Arf family GTPase (gene ARF2). Lineage: Eukaryota; Fungi; Ascomycota; Pichiomycetes; Serinales; Debaryomycetaceae. Gene Ontology annotation, molecular function: GTP binding; GTPase activity. Gene Ontology annotation, biological process: intracellular protein transport; vesicle-mediated transport. Gene Ontology annotation, cellular component: cytoplasm; plasma membrane. The record is from RefSeq and is a predicted model, not a curated record. The transcript has a single exon. Bases 1 to 546 code for a protein of 181 amino acids.
AUGGGAAACCUUUUCUCCAAAUUGUUUACUGGCCUCUUUGGCAACAAAGAGAUGAGGAUCUUGAUGGUGGGACUUGAUGCUGCCGGAAAAACCACCAUUCUUUACAAAUUGAAAUUGGGUGAAAUUGUUACCACCAUUCCAACUAUUGGAUUCAACGUGGAAACUGUCGAGUACAAGAACAUUUCAUUCACGGUAUGGGAUGUGGGUGGACAAGAUAAGAUCCGUCCGUUGUGGAGAUACUACUUUCAAAACACCCAAGGAAUUAUUUUUGUGGUGGACUCCAAUGAUCGUGACCGUAUUGCCGAAGCCCGGGAAGAAUUACAGCAAAUGUUGAAUGAAGACGAAUUGAGAGACGCAUUGUUGUUGGUGUUUGCCAACAAGCAGGACUUGCCCAACGCCAUGAAUGCCGCCGAAAUAACCGAAAAGUUGGGAUUGCACUCGAUCCGUCAACGUCCAUGGUACAUCCAAUCUACUUGUGCUACAUCAGGAGAUGGAUUGUACGAGGGAUUGGAAUGGUUAUCGACCAACUUGAAGAACUCGCAGUAG